Molecule: messenger RNA, 1278 nt
Organism: Penicillium griseofulvum
Lineage: Eukaryota; Fungi; Ascomycota; Eurotiomycetes; Eurotiales; Aspergillaceae
Product: Major facilitator superfamily domain, general substrate transporter
Exons: 5
Coding region: 1-1278 (425 amino acids)
Biological process (GO): transmembrane transport; allantoate transport; tripeptide transport
Cellular component (GO): plasma membrane
Molecular function (GO): allantoate transmembrane transporter activity; dipeptide transmembrane transporter activity
Source: RefSeq, a predicted model, not a curated record
AUGGAAGAUCACAAACCAGACACGGAGAUAGGAGAGGAGAAGGAUAUACCCAAAGCCCAUGCGACUGAGAUUUUUGAUUCUCACGAUGAGAAAGCGUUGAUGCGCAAAAUUGACUGGCACAUUAUAUGGGCCGUGGUCCUAGCGUGCCAUGGUGCCACGUCUAACUUUGGCGGUCUCAUAUCCCUUCGUGUCUUACUUGGGGUCUUCGAAAGUACAAUUAGUCCUGGUCUGUCCCUGCUCACUGGUGUUUGGUAUAAACGGUCUGAGCAUGCCUCUAGACAUGGAAUCUGGUUUGCAGGAAACAGUGUUUCGUCCAUUUUUGGUGGAUUGUUAACCUAUGGUAUUGGCCAUAUCAACAACUCAGUUGAACCAUGGAGGUGGAUAUUCAUCAUAUUCGGAAUCUUCACCUUUGCAUAUGGAAUUGUGUUCUAUAUUUACCUACCAGAUGGCCCUCGCAACGCCCGUUUCCUUUCUAAAGAGGAAUCAGAGUUCAUUCACCAACGUGCCCAGCGCGAGUCACACACUGCAGUUUCGCACAAAUGGUCAAAAAGUCAAUGUAUCGAAGCAUUUAUGGACCCGAAAACUUGGCUCAUUUUCGUGUACUCCAUGGCGUCCAGCAUCCCCAAUGGAGGUCUCACAAGCUUUGGAAGUAUUGUUAUCGCCGGGUUUGGAUACUCAACAUUCAACACUCUCCUCGUUGGGUUACCUACCUCGGUGUUUACUCUCAUUUGGGUCGUUCUCGCCACGAUAAUCGUUACAAAAUUCCGCAAAUCGCGCUGCCUUACUGCUGCUGCUUUACAGCUGAUCAGUUUGGCUGGCUCUCUUAUGGUCUCUCAAAUUGAUCCCAGCAAGAAAAUUGCUCGGUUGGCUGGAAUGUGGCUUUUCCCUGCAUAUUCCGCCGGAAUUCCUAUUAUCCUGAGUAUUAUUGCGUCUAACGUGGCCGGAUAUACUAAGAGGACGACGGUGACUGCAGUGAUGUUCAUUGGAAAUUGUGCUGGUAAUAUCACUGGUCCUUUCCUCUUCUUCUCCGAUGAAAUGCCAGACUACGGGAGUGCCUGGAUGGGAAUUAUGGUCUCACUGGCUAUUGCCUUUGUCGCCAUUCUUGCUUUGCGUCAGCUAUCCCAGUUCCAAAACCGACAACGCGACCACAGGCAGAAUGUGAAGAUAGAGCCUGAAUCUCGCCAGGACUUUGAAACUGAGGAGGUUGUUGCUCUCGAUCGUGCACUCGAUCAGGAUGAAACCGACUGGGAGAACCAAAACUUCCGCUAUUAUUUGUAG